AUGUCGCAUCGAUAUCCACGGCGACUCUCCUUAACUGAUAGGCUCUGUGUUGGGGCGCAUCAUCUCGAGACAGGCCCUGCAGAUACACCCUCCACAGAUGCUUCUGGACACCACUUCUGCCACUACACCCCAAAAUGUUUUUUUGGUGUCCAUAGAGGGGGGCAUGUCACCUCAGCCCGGUCUUCUCCACCACGCAAUGGAGAAGAGGGAUGGCAUGAAUGCACCACAAGGACUACAAUCAGAGUUGACAAUGAGGUGGAGGCACACAGGGAGGCCAACAACUACAAGUUUGGUUUCAGAAAAUGGAAGGCCAGUGUAACGGAGAAGCCCAUUGAAGACCAAUCGGAGAUCAUGAAAGAGCUGCACUCUGACCUUAGCAUUGUUAAGGCUCAAGAACGCCUGGGUUCAGUGGUAACCUUUGGGAAUGUGUGCUAUGUAUUUUUAUUUGGUUGGUGGAUAGCGUUAAUCUACAUCCUCAUUUCUGCUGUCAUGUUUCUGACAGUGGCAGGUGCUGCUUAUGGAAAAGUUUGUGUCGCAUUGGCAUGGUACUUUAUUUGGCCAUUUGGGAAGUGUAUUGAGAAGGUUGAUAAUGUACUUAAUAGAUUCUCUGUGAACCCUCCAAACUGUGAGGUUAUUCCUCAUGAGACGGACAGUGAGGACCUUGUCGUGAACAAAGACUCUGCAUCCCUAGUGUCUUCACCCCCAACUAUCCAGAUCCCUGUCCCAGAACUGCCACCAAAGAAUACUUCAAAGCACUGGUGUCGUGUCAGCACUUGCAUUUGGUUGUUACUUGGCUACCCUGUCCUGGCUGUCAUGCACUGCCUCGCCUGUGUGCUGUCCUGGCUGCUGGUCUUCACCAUCCCAGUAGCAAAAAUCAACGCUCGUAUACUAACCGGCGUCCUUCUCAUGGCACCAGAGGACCUUCACAUCCACACACUGGAAAAGGACAAGGCAUGUGGAACCAGAGUCCUCUUAUGCUGUUAUCAAGCUUUCAAUAUGCAUUACUACAAAUACACAGUCCACGGUAUCAACAUUUUCGCCCUCAACCUGCUUCCGUUGGUAUUUAUCACUUUGAUCAUUGGUUACGCUGACAAAGAAAACAAUUACUUCAGAGCCGAGACAAAGUUUGCUACAGCCAUGAUUUCCAUUAUUCCCCUGUCUUAUUAUAUUGGCAUGGGAAUAGCCAGCAUUUCUGCACAGUGUAACUUCGCAGUGGGAGCAGUGGUGAACGCAACUUUUGGCUCCAUCACAGAGUUGACAUUCUACAUCACGGCAUUGCUUCAGGGGCAUCGUGCUGCCACCAAAUGUUAUGAAGAAGUUGUCAAAGCUGCGUUAACUGGCACCCUUCUUGGAUGCAUACUGUUCAUACCAGGUAUAUGUAUGAUCAUUGGGGGUAUUAAACACCAGGAGCAACGAUUUAACAGCCGUUCAGCUGGAGUGAGCUCAGCUUUGCUCUUCAUAUCCAUUGGAGGUGUGUUUGCACCUACCCUGUUUUCAAAGACCUUUGGUAAUCUGAUGUGUGAAAGUUGCAGCGAUGUUCCCGGCAAUGCCACUGUGUCCUUCAUCUGUAAAAACUGUCACUAUGACACGAGUCAAAGUCAGCCCCAUUUAAUUCUGUCCCAUAUUGAGCCUCUUAUGUACACAAUUUCUGUCCUUCUGCCUGCUGCAUACCUAAUUGGCCUCAUCUUCACACUGAAGACCCAUUCGCACAUCUAUGAUAUCCAUAUCAGCGAUGGUCACGGGGGCCAUGCACACGGUCACCAUGUUGUCCACUGGUCCCGGUGGAGGGCUCUUGGAGUGCUGAUUGUUGCCACGGUGCUGAUGGCUUGCUGUGCUGACCUCUGCACUGAAAACAUUAAGCCCUUUCUGACCCAUUCCUCCAUCUCCCAGUACUUCAUUGGGGUCACGGUGUUGGCCAUGGUGCCAGAGCUUCCUGAGAUUGUCAAUGGGAUUCUUUUUGCACUGCAAAACAAUAUCAGUCUCAGCCUUGAAGUGGGAAGUUGCAUUGCUGUGCAGGUCUGCAUGAUCCAGAUUCCUCUGCUCAUCCUCUUCAAUGCAUUCUAUGAUGUUGGCUUUAUGCUUGUGUUCAGCGAUAUUCAUCUUUGGGCUAGCAUCUUUAGUGUAAUUGUGGUCAAUUACAUCUUCAUGGAUGGGAAAUGUGACUACUUUCAAGGCACGGCUCUAGUGGUGGUCUACCUCAUCCUUCUGGCCCUUUACUUCUUUGCUCCUUCUCCACACUCGUGUUAA
Molecule: messenger RNA, 2247 nt
Organism: Neolamprologus brichardi
Lineage: Eukaryota; Metazoa; Chordata; Actinopteri; Cichliformes; Cichlidae
Source: RefSeq, a predicted model, not a curated record